This is a messenger RNA of Onychomys torridus (southern grasshopper mouse), 1560 nucleotides long. RefSeq names its product C-type lectin domain family 1 member A (gene Clec1a). The record is from RefSeq and is a predicted model, not a curated record. The transcript is spliced from 6 exons. The coding region runs from base 163 to 972 and encodes 269 amino acids. NCBI's taxonomy places the organism in Eukaryota, Metazoa, Chordata, Mammalia, Rodentia, Cricetidae.
UCUCCAUGCAGGAACUGGAGUCAGAGGCUUUCCCUGCAGCCUGCAAGGAGAGACCAUUAGGAAUGCCUCCCAGUGCCUGGUUUCCUGAGGUAUCUGACGGGAGACCUGGAGCGGCCUGGAGCAAUCUGAGCACAUCUCACCCGCAGCUCUGCAGGAAUCGGGAUGCAGGCCAAAUACAGCAGCACAAGGGACAUGCUCGAUGACGAUGACACCACCGUCAGCCUGUAUUCGGGAGCUUCCAUGGUCAGCAGACAGGCAGAGCCCAGACACUCAGAGAAUGAGACUCCUUCUUCAGUUUGGCGUCCUGUGGCCCUGACCCUGCUGACCUUGUGUUUGGUGCUGCUCAUCGGCCUGGCAGCCCUGGGCCUUGUGUUUUUUCAGUUCUACCAGCUCUCCAAUACCCAGCAAGAGAGCAUCACUGAAAAGGAUGAAAGGCUGGGCAACAUAUCUCGACAACUGCAGUCCCUCCAGAUCCAAAACAGGAAACUCAUGGAAACUCUGCAGCAGGUAGCUGUAAAACUGUGUCGUGAACUCUACAACAGAAGUGGAGGACACAGAUGCAGCCCUUGCCCAGAGAAAUGGAAGUGGCACGGGGACAAAUGCUACCAGUUCUACAAAGAGAGUAAAAACUGGCAAAGCUGUGAAUACUUCUGCCUGGCUGAGAAUGCCACCAUGCUGAAGAUAAGUACACAGGAAGAACUGGAUUUUGCCAUGCCUCAAAGCUACUCUGAGUUUUUCUACUCUUAUUGGACAGGGCUCUCCCGCAAUGGCAGUGGCAAAGCCUGGCUGUGGACAGAUGGGACAUCUUACUCCUUUGAACUGUUUGAAAUUAUAAUAGAUCCCACCAACCUAAGGAACAGGGACUGUAUGACCAUCUUCAAUGGAAAGGCUUACUCAAAGGACUGCAAAGAGCUGAGGAGGUGUGCCUGUGAGAAGAUGGCAGGGAGAGUGGUACCUGAGGUGCUUCAGUAGGUGCCAUGAAACAUUGAGCAGAGGGGGCCAAUAGGUCAACUUCAACCACCAGCCAAAGGACUGAGCUAAGUGAUGUCAACGCAGAGGACAUUCAAAGCUUUGAAAAACUGAGAGGCAGCCAUUGGAACUGGUACUUGGGAGACUGUCUUGGUUCUGACUCAGCGUUGCCCAUACCUGAGCUCCAGUUCUUGCACAUGUUUACCUGUUACCAGGAUUCUUACUCAAGAACCACCAACUAGCCUCAGCAAGCUAGAGAGUUGUUCUCCUUGAUUUACAGAAGGCUUCCAGCUUUCUCUCUUCUCAGCAUCUGUUUCACCCUCUUUUUCAUGUCUCCCUUACACUAGGAAAAGAGAGAGACCUAAGAAAAUAGAGGCGUUGACAUGAAACCACCUACUGUGUGUGGUGGUGGUGUCCUCACAAGUAUUGGUGCCUUCCAACUCUCAGCACUUGGAAGGUGGAGGCAAGACAUAAAAAGUUUAAGGUCACCCUCAGCUACAUGGCAAGUUGGAGGCCAUCCUAGGCUGUAUGAGAACCUCUUCUCAAACAGAAAGAAGGGACAAAAAAACAAGAGAGAAAGAAGAAAGGAGA